AUGGAGCGUAAAACUCCAAUUCCUCAGUUAUUUCCUUAUAUGCGUAAGAACCAUAGUAUAAGGGUGGACAUUCUAUCUCGCCAGGCAUUUGUCUCUCCGAUAUUCAAAAAACCGCCAAUCCAGCAUAUUUCUAAGAAGAUUGUCAAAAUUUAUGACCCAUCGAGCAAGAAUGAUGGAUCUGAGGAGACCGUACUGCCAGAAUCAGAAAUUUAUGACAAGUACAAGACGAUUUUUAAUACCAUUUCGCCAGAAUUAGUUUUAAAUGCAAAACUAUCCACAAAGGACUUGCACGGAUCUUCCACAGACGAUAGGAUAACUAAGAAAAGAAAGUACAAAGCGGAUGACUAUGACGAGCUUUCGCUGGAAAAGCUCUCGUCAGUUCAGUGGAAGAAUUCACUUGCCCCAAUACUCGGUUGUAUAUCUUCUAUCCCGAGUGCAGAACCAGUGACACUGGAAGACGACAGUCUCUCUGUAAAGGAUGAUUCUAUUACAUCCAAUGGUGAACCCAUUGAUCCAGAUACCGGAGAUUCCGUAGAUGCCUCCACGGAUUUGGUAGAGAACAGCCACCAAGUGGAACUAGAGGGUUUAAGCGAGUCAUUUAUCAGAAACGUUACAUCUAUACUGGUAAACUUCACGGAUGGACUAGAUAAGUGGUAUUUAAAGGUCCAUGACGCCCUGUCUAGAGUAGGUUCCAGGAGGCUUUUGAUAGAAGAAGCCAAGUGUUUGCUGGAAGAAUUUACACUACUUUCUUGUGGGAUGGUAAAUGUGCCAAUCCUUACCAAGUUAAAGCAUGAAAUCGCACUUUGUGAAGAGUAUUCUCAGCUGAUUGCAAAAAAGAUUCCAUUUAUACACGAAAAUGUCGCACAAGUGGAGCCCAUAGAGAUGGAGGUUGUGGAGUAUUUACUCAAGGAAGGGAAUGAACGUUUGUUUUUUGUAAAGGAAUAUUUGUACCUGCAAAAGGUAUUCUCGGAUGCAUCAAAUUUACACCAUUUAUUGGAUGAGGCUGUCCUAGAGUCUAAUUUAGGUAAGUCCAUGUCGCUAAUUGAGGAAUGUGAUGGGUCUGUAAUUAAGAUACCAAACCUAGAAAAGCUCAAGAGUCAUGUGUUACAUUCCCUGUGGCUUAGUGACGCCCACCGAUUUUCUCAAAAACCCGUCAACUAUUCACUUGUUGGUGAUUUGCUCAACAAGACUCCAUCUGAUCUACUUGAUCACCCUCUGUACUCUAGACUUUCCAAGAAAUAUCAGUCAGCCGUAGAUUGGCUAAAGAGGGUAAAUCUGCCUAAAUUUUACAAUAUUAUACAUUCUGACGAUAAAAUAAAGGAUAAAGAUAAAGAUACAACACAACCAGAGCCCUGUGCAACUGAAAAUCGCAAAUGUACACCAGAAGAUCUGGAGACUAUCUACAAUGAAUAUCAAAAUGUUGAUCUUGUGGUUCCACUUUUUAAAACACUUGAACAUGUCUACUAUAUGUGGCGCAGAUUCCAAAGACGUUUUAAACGGGUUGAUUCACUCAUUUCACAAGAUAAUGGCCAGAAUUGUACAACGGAAUGUCUGCUACUUUUGCAGCAUGGUGAACCACUCACAAAGUAUUUGGAUCUUUGCCACGUCCUAGAACCUAUUAAAAAGGAUGUAGAGGAAAGCUUAGACUAUGAAAAGGAGUGUCGUAGAGUUAUAAAUCAUUUUAAUUCAUGGGAAACGACCGCAGACUCUUUUAAAUUCAAGACUGAUUGGGGAAGUUUGAUUAAUUUUAGGAAAACUGCGCGCGUUUCAUUUAAAGAUAUACUUGAUACCCUGAACCUGGUCCAUCUUUACAACUCGAUACCAGACGUUAAAUACUCUUCAACUGUCGAGGAUUUUAUAAAUGGCGAUUCUGAGAAACCCUCUGACACUGCACAAGUCCCAGAGACUGAGAGUGCUGAGGUGGAGGAAAAGACAGAAUUUUCUGGACCAACAGAAACUCCAAUGAUGGAGAAAAUCAACUUUUCUGACGUCCGUAAUUUAGUUACAAGGUUUGAGUCUCUAAAAGUAAAGAAUUGGCAGCUUCAUAGACAAAUCAAGGACAUUUAUGAAAUUGGAAUGGAGCUGAUAAACAGGGCUACAGAGGUCAUUGAUGGUAUAUCAAAGGGUUACAAGAGCGACUCCGUUAUAUCAAAUUUGAUCCUAGUCGCGCUAGACACGCUAAAGUUUGGGGCAAUGUUGGAUACGCAAGAUUCCAUUGCCUACACCCUGAGAUAUUGCCUAUGGAUUAAAAAACUGUAUAGUUUAGUGCACAAGUUGAAUGGUUUAUUUGAUGAAAAUGUGCACUCUGACGUUUGUAAAAAAUACUGCAAGAUGUUUGUAAAUCUAGGCAAAGAUCCAGAUUUGGUCAGCUUUGGUCAUCUGCUUGAUCGCGAGAAUAUGAUUGGGUCAUAUUUGAGUAUUAUGACGGAGGAUUCUAGACGAUCGAACGGGUCUAGCGAAGAAAAGUCUGAAGAUACACUACCAGAGUCUGUGGAUAGGGACGACUAUAGCGCUCCAAGCAUCAGCGUCGACGAGUCUGUAGCGAUUUCCGAGUGUAUGAACGAUGAAGAAUCCUCUCUCCAAGUGGAAAUUCCAACUCUCCUGCAACGGAUAAACUCACUCACGGAGUCAUCGUUUGUACAAUACACAACCGAGUUAAUUUAA
Messenger RNA from Theileria equi strain WA, 2664 nucleotides. RefSeq lists its product as hypothetical. Bases 1 to 2664 code for a protein of 887 amino acids. The transcript is spliced from 3 exons. Lineage: Eukaryota; Apicomplexa; Aconoidasida; Piroplasmida; Theileriidae. The record is from RefSeq and is a predicted model, not a curated record.